GGGCACUCCUGCACCGGGGAGCGCGCCCCGCCGAGUGCCCGGCGCCGGAGGCCCCGGGAACAUCUGGCGCGGCCGGCUCGUUCAGGAGCGCUCCGCGUGCCGCGAGGGGCGUGUCCCGAGGUGUCGUGGGCGUGCCCCGGGCGGGCGGUGCCGGGCGGGGCGGGGCAGGGCGGUGGUGCGGCCGCGGAGCGCCGGGCGCCAGCAGAGCGCGGGUAGCGGCGGCAGCAAUGCUCAACUGCUGGGGAGCUGCACUGGGCGCCGCCGUCUCCGUCCCCGUCCUCCUUUACGUGGCAGCGCCCUACAUCAGGAGGUAUGUCGCUGGAGGACGGUGUAAGUCGACAGCAAAGAUGGAGGGGAAGGUGGUGAUAAUCACAGGAGCCAACACAGGCAUCGGGAAGGAGACUGCCAGAGACCUCGCACGGAGAGGUGCAAGGGUGAUCAUUGCUUGCAGAGACAUUGCAAAGGCAGAAGCUGCAGCCAGUGAAAUCCGAGCUGAGACAGGGAACCAGCAAGUCAUUGUGAAAAAGCUGGACUUGGCUGAUACGAAGUCCAUCCGGGAGUUUGCUGAGAAAUUUCUAGCAGAGGAGAAGGAACUCCAUAUUCUCAUUAAUAAUGCUGGGGUAAUGUUAUGCCCUUAUUCCAAGACUGCUGAUGGCUUUGAGAUGCAUAUGGGAGUCAAUCAUCUUGGUCAUUUUCUCUUGACUUUCCUCCUGCUGGAGCGUCUGAAGCAGUCUGCCCCAGCCCGCAUAGUGAACGUGUCCUCACUGGCUCAUCAUGGAGGCCGAAUCCGCUUCCAUGAUCUCCAUGGUGAGAAGAGCUACAAUCGUGGCCUCGCCUACUGUCACAGCAAAUUGGCUAAUGUGCUCUUCACCCGGGAGCUGGCGAGGCGGCUGCAAGGCACUAAAGUCACAGCAAAUGCUCUCCAUCCUGGUUCUGUCUAUUCUGAGUUGGUCCGGCAUUCAUGUCUAAUGACUUGGCUGUGGAAGAUAUUCUCCUUCUUCUUGAAGACACCUUGGGAAGGAGCUCAGACCAGUGUCUACUGUGCAGUAGCUGAGGAACUAGACUCUGUGACAGGACAGUAUUUCAGUGAUUGCCAGCCAGCAUACAUAUCUCCACGUGGCCGGGAUGAUGAGACAGCAAGGAAGCUCUGGAACGUGAGCUGUGAGCUCCUUGGCAUCCAGUGGGACUGAGCAGCGCAGACCUCCUGUGUACCUGGCUGAAUCCAGUGAAGCUUCUCUGGGGAAGAGCACUGAUGAGAGACCUCAGGAGUAGAAUGCUGUAAUUCAGCUGCCCCAAUGAUGGCUCUGUGGGCACAACCUACUUUGAAUUUCUGGAAUACUACACUUAAGAAUUGAGAUUUGUAAGCAAUCACUCCCUCUUCCUAGCUGGAGAAUUAAAGCACUGAUACAGGGAGCAACCUUUGCUUGGUAUCUCACACAACAGCCCAAGACUAUUGUCCUCUGGCUUUAGAAUAGAAAGGGAGGUUGCAGUCUUAGGUUUAGAUUGUGAAGAAAAAAAAAUCACCUUAAAUAAAGUUUGGUUGUGUUUUCUUUCCUAACAGCAAUAGUAAAAAGGUAGGACUCUAAACUUAUGAUCUAAGGUUAUGUUCAGUUCCUACAGUUUGACUUGGCAGAGUGAAAGUACUCUAGGAUAUUGAAUUUUCUGGCAAGUAAAUGCAAUACAAAUGCUCUCAAGCACACAGGAACAGGUGUGGGCCUUUCUGUGCCAAGCAAUAGGUAAAGUUUCUAAGUGGAAUAAUUUUUCUCUCUAAGUAGCUGGACUCUAGCCACUGAGGUAUCUUGGCCCUAAGUGCCCACUAAUUGCAUUAAGUUCACUGAGGGCUGGGCAUAUCUUCUGAGAACUCAGGUCUCAAUGCAGGUGACUGGGAGGUUAAAAGUUGCAGGAGCGCUGGAAUUGUGCAUGGCCACGUUAUCUUACUAAAGAAAUCAGCAUCUCUCCUGUGAAACACUGAGCAAAGAUGGUGUAAAAAUUGUCACAGUAAACCCCCCAGCUGCACUUCAAAGGACUAUAGAACCUAGAAAAGACAGCGAGUAAAAAACAUCUGAACCAUGUUAAAAAAUAUUAAACAACUUCAGCUGAGACUUGAGCUUUAAAUGACACCAAACUGCUGAGCUAAAUAGCUGAAGCAGGAGUUGGGACUAUCUUGGUAUUAUGGUUGAGCUAGCUACAGCACAGGAAGGUAAGAUAUACAGAAAUCCUGGCAUUUGUCUGCCCAGCAGUUACUGGCCUUGGCUGGCCUUGGCUGGCAGUCUGCCUGAGCAGGACCACACAGCUUGCACUUCCACAGGGCAGCUGGGUCAGUCCACAUAGCAAUGGGAUUGCUCCCUUGGACCUCUAGUGCUACUUGGGUGCAAAUUGCUAGAGUCUGAUCCAUAAUCAGAGAUUAUUUCUGAAAGAGUUAAGCAGUCAGAAACCAAGUGCCACAUCUCAUUGGAUUAUCUUCUGCUUCUGAAAAGAAGUCUGGAAAUUUUUGGACUUGCAUAUGAGCCUGCGACUCUGACCAACUGCCAGUUUUGGGAAACAAAUGCUAAUUCUAAUUUUUUCUGUCUGGAUGUUAUCUAUGCAGAUCAGUCCUGUGCUACCUCUGAGCAAUACUAAAUAAAGCUAUUUUCCUUUUACAA
Neopelma chrysocephalum (saffron-crested tyrant-manakin) is the source of this 2642-nucleotide messenger RNA. Its product is annotated as retinol dehydrogenase 12-like. The transcript is spliced from 7 exons. NCBI's taxonomy places the organism in Eukaryota, Metazoa, Chordata, Aves, Passeriformes, Pipridae. The coding region runs from base 228 to 1190 and encodes 320 amino acids. The record is from RefSeq and is a predicted model, not a curated record.